This is a messenger RNA of Orbilia oligospora ATCC 24927, 1089 nucleotides long. RefSeq lists its product as uncharacterized. The record is from RefSeq and is a predicted model, not a curated record. NCBI's taxonomy places the organism in Eukaryota, Fungi, Ascomycota, Orbiliomycetes, Orbiliales, Orbiliaceae. The coding region runs from base 1 to 1089 and encodes 362 amino acids. The transcript is spliced from 4 exons.
AUGCCUGACACACCACAGGAAAGUCAAGGUGCUGGCAUCACAGCUAUCAAUAGCUUGGAAGCAUCGCUUUCUAAAGAAUUCUUGAAAACUAAACUCGAGGAUGUCGAAGCUGAAGACAACGCUCCCGAAUCUGACGACGAACCCGAAGAUCCAGCGGCUAUUACAAACGGAGGAGACACCGGCGGCACGCCUGGGAAGAAGAAGAAGAAGAAGAAGAAGAAGCCUAAGAAGAAGGGUGUCCCUGUCCCAACCACUCAAUCCGAUCCUCCCCGAAUCCUUCUCUCGAGCCUGUUCCCGAGUCGAGUAUACCCCGAAGGUGAAUGUGUGGAAUACAAAGACGACAAUCUAUCCCGGACAACGAAUGAAGAAAAACGACACCUCGAUAGAAUCAAUAAUGAUACACAUCAAGAUUUUCGACAGGGUGCGGAGAUCCAUCGUCAAGUUCGACAGUACGCUAAAAAAAUGAUUAAACCCGGCAUGGCCCUCACAGAUAUUGCGAAUAACAUUGAAGAUUCGGUGAGGGCGCUUUCUGGACACAAUGGAUUAACGGAAGGAGAUGGCCUCAUCGCGGGUAUGGGCUUCCCGACAGGACUUUCUAUCAACAACUGUGCCGCUCACUAUACCCCAAACGCCGGAAACAAAAUGAGUAAGGGCACUCUGUUUAUGAAAAGAACAAGCGACGUGGGAGGCAUGGCUAACACCCUCUCUCAACCAGUUGUCGGGGAAAAGGAUGUCAUGAAAGUUGACUUUGGAGUCCAUGUAAAUGGGAAAAUCGUUGAUAGCGCAUUUACAGUCGCAUUUGACCCUACAUAUGAUAAUCUUUUGGCUGCCGUUAAAGACGCAACCGAUACUGGAGUCAGAGAAGCUGGUAUCGAUGUGAGGGUCUGUGAUAUCGGAUCCGCUAUUCAGGAAGUCAUGGAGAGCUACGAAGUUGAAAUUGGAGGUGUAACGUAUCCCGUUAAGGCUAUCCGAAAUCUUAAUGGACAUAGUAUCAACCCUUAUCAAAUUCAUGGCGGAAAGAGCGUCCCAAUCGUGAAAGGUGGUGACCAGACCAAGAUGGAAGAAGGCGAGUUCAGCAAUUGCGAUUAA